Molecule: messenger RNA, 2363 nt
Organism: Poecilia reticulata (guppy)
Lineage: Eukaryota; Metazoa; Chordata; Actinopteri; Cyprinodontiformes; Poeciliidae
Source: RefSeq, a predicted model, not a curated record
UCUGGGCUGGAUCUCAURUUUGUGAAUCUUCAUUCACAUCAGWAGGUUUUUGAACGGCAAAGCAGCAGCACGUUCUGGACGAUCACAUUUUGACGUAUCCAACACUAAACUGAGAAGAUGAGGCUUUGUUUUCUCUUCUGUGUUUUCUGUCUGAUGGUUCCCAUGAGCCUCAGUCAGCUGCCGGGUCCCCCUGGUCAGAAAGGUGAACGCGGAUUUCCUGGACUACCUGGAAUACCUGGAUUUAAAGGAGAACCUGGACCACCUGGAUUUCCUGGAGCACCUGGAGCAAUGGGAAUUAAGGGAGGAAAAGGAGAUCUUGGAGCACCUGGAUUUCCUGGAGCACCUGGUCCAAUAGAAAUAGAGCAACAAAAUCUGGAGAAUGAGAAGAGCAAUGAGAAAUACUGUGGGCAAUUUUUUAUGACCAGUGAAGAUUUCUUCAUCUUCUUUUUGGAUUCAGGGAAACCUGGAAUGACAGGAGCAACUGGACGACCUGGACCUGUUGCCGUGUGUGGACGAGAGAUCUUUGAUUCUUUCAGACGGGAUAUUGAAGGACAGAUGAAGAUCACCGCUAAGCUGGACCUAGCUAUAACCUUUGACUWUGUGAGGAAGGUGGGUCAGAAAUACUUUGUGUCCAACAAGGAGAGAGGAUCUUUCCAGAAGGCUGCAGAUUUCUGCGACCAACGAGGCUUGGAGCUGGCUCUGCCCCAGAGUGAGGAGGAGAACCACAUGCUGCUUCAGCUGAUGGGUCAACAUGAGAAAAGAGCCUGGAUCAACAUCAACAUGAAAAMAGCAGAAGGGAACUUCCAGUCCGACAUGAAAAAUCGACCUCUGACCUUUACUAAAUGGGGAGAAAGACAGCCGGAUCAGAGCAUUCAGGACAGAGGCUGCAGCAUGGCAGCUGAGGACGGCACCUGGAGAGUGACACCAGACUGYUCUCUGGACGCUGACAUCAUCUGUCAGCUGUAGAAAGAUCAUCCACCAGGCAGCUUCCUGAGUAAUCUAGAUAUGACGCAUUCAUUUAAUUUAUUGAUUCAUAAGGCAUCAAGAGGUAAUGUUUUGUUUACACUUGUUUUCCAUUUAGGCUCACUAUAUGUCGAGUAUAUGAUGUGACUUGUAUUAUUUGUUGUGGGAAACUUUUAUUAAGCCUGAGCAGCAAAGGCCUGUUGUAAUCGCAAAAUUUCUUAUUGUUUUUCUGCCAUUAUAUGCAGCCUUUUGGAGGCUUUAACAUAUUCAAAUACUCGCCAAACUUCACCUGAAAUAGUGUCCCAAGUAAAAUUUUCUGAUUCCAAUGGAAUCUCAAGUGGGUGUGGCCAAACUGCUCUGCAGCGCCCCCUAAUCUAAGACAGGACAAACCAUAGGUCACAAAGAUCUGAAAUUCUGAGCGUAGGUAGAUCCCUCUCCCAAAAUCAAGAAAAAAAGUCUCUUGGAAGUACCCUCUAAAAUGUACAGGUAGGCAGCCAUUUUGGUUCAAAGGGCAAAUUUUGGUCAUUUUCAUGUCUACAUACCCAGUGGUGCAAAAAGUGGGUACGCAGGGUAUGCAACGCAUAUGGGCGCAACACCAGAGGGGGCGCCAAAACCCCGUCUUAAGGGGGCGGCGCGCCGAUGAUGUUUUCCCAUACACUUCAGCGCGCCUUACGCUCCUUCACCUUGCGCAGAUAACGAAGUAAAUGUAGCGAGCUUUACCCUUCGUAUUGUCGCCUCKGGGGGGUGAAGGAGUGAACCCUGACGUUCCUCUUCCCUUUUCUCGGGGGCGGGGGGAGAUCUAUGCUUCGCAUCCACCUGAAUAAUGUGUAGUUGCGCCACUGUACACACCUCGAACUUUAACAAACUCCUCCUUGGGGAUUUUGAGUUAUUGGCUUCAUUUUUGGUCAGUAUGUAGGUUUGGGAUGGGGGAGUAAAAGUUAUCAAAAUCGUUUAGAGCAUGUUUAGGGGGCAUGGCCAAGCAGUGAAGUUGGCGUACUGGCCAAACCAAACAAAACACUAUAACUUUCACUCACAAUUGUCAGUAAGUGAAAGUUAUAGUUAUAUAACCAAAGAUGGCAUCACUCAUACCCAAACUAGUUAUGAACGAUCCGGGUCGAUGCCUGACGAUCCUAUGCCGUCAUGUACUGACGUCAUCAUUACAUUUUCUGAUCUAUGUUCUCUCCACCAACAUGAACUUCUGCAAAUUGAUUUAGCCAUUAGUAUCUGUCGAGCUUUUUUUUAUAGUCACCAUCUGAUCUAUGCCACCUUCUAUYCAUCUAUUUUACUUUUUACUUCAUUUAUUGCUUUUGAUGUAAAGCUGGCUUGGAUUGUGAUGAAACCUCUGACUGUCACCUCCAAGUUUCUGAUUAAAUUCUGUUGUCAGAAAGCAACAUAUUUUA